Molecule: messenger RNA, 1469 nt
Organism: Dreissena polymorpha
Lineage: Eukaryota; Metazoa; Mollusca; Bivalvia; Myida; Dreissenidae
Exons: 2
Coding region: 658-1326 (222 amino acids)
Source: RefSeq, a predicted model, not a curated record
GUUAUGUGUAACCUAUUCAAAAAAUAAUUUCGUUCAAGAUAAUUCAAUGUAAUUCUAUAAACGACAAACACACUUCGUGUGUUGUGUAUGGUUAUUUUAAAAAUGUACAUAAGUGGUUUAAAAGCACAAUUUUUACACAUUUAAGAGGUAAUCGCUCACAUUUAUGUCUAAUUAAUGAUAAUUUUAUGCAUUAGCAAAGAUUUAACGAGAAAAACUGAAGUUUAAGUUGAACUCAAUUUGCUAUAGGAAAACGACGGUAGCCGUUUAGACGUAAGCGGGGUAGCUUACGUCUAAUUAUUUGGACUAGUAGCACCUAUUCCGAUUUUUUUUAAUAUGCAGUUGGCCUGAGGCAAGGCAACGGAAUCGUCCGAGCGGAAGAGGAACGCCAGCGUCCCUUUGACGUUACGUGUUUUCCACGAGUUUCCCACGUCGCCGCCGACUUUCCCAUCGACAACAGCCCAAGCGAAGGAGAAUGACGACAACGAUAAUUCGUUGAUUUUGGUUAUUGAAAUUACCGUCCCAUGCGUUGUCGCUGUUGUCGUCUGCGUUUGUCUUAUCGUGUUUCUCGUACGACAUAGGUUAGCCAAAGCGGCGCAAACGAAGUACGCGAUAAAAGAGGUCGAGAAAUCUCGGUCGCUUCAUCGACGAUCCAUCAGCAUGUUAUCGUCAACGCCAAUAAAUCCGUACGAUCUGGCGAGAGCUUACGCGAAGUUAUCAAUCGACGUAAUCAUCGAAGAAACGGAGAAACCACUAAACGACGACUAUUCCAAGUUGCGUUAUUCGUUGAACGACUACGCUGACGUCACCGAUACUUUGACGCCGACGCCGAGUAGCUCAGGAAUGGUUGCGUCGCAGGAAAUCUCGUCGGAAAACGGCGGCGACGUCAUGGAAUCCACGACCGCUUCGUUUGGUCAGCUUUAUUCUGUGGUAGACAAACGAAAGCAGCGUAAGCGAAUAAUCGGAGCUACAUGCGCUAACGCUGCUGACUUCGUUGACUCAACCACGGCCGGUGUCGUUGAUUGUGACGUCACCAAUGACGUCACUGGGUAUGAAGAUGUGGGCGUCGGGCGUUACGUCGUGGAUGGCGUCAACGCUGUUGUAGAGCGUGACGGCACUUGUAAUGUCGUUACGGACGUCGAGAGUGGCGUCGCGGACGACUUCAAUAAUGACGUUGAGAGUGACGUCAACAAUGAAGACGUCGCUAAUGACGUCAACAAUGACGAUGCGAUGUCUGAAGAACAUAACGUUGGUCACAAAAGAAUGGCGUGGCACGAAGAUAGAAAUUACAAUCACGAUUUCGGUGACGAUGGCAAUGACUUGUAUUAAAAGCCAAUUCGUAUAAAAUUAUGUAAAUAAAGUAGAACAUUGAAGAUUGAAAUAGUGAAUCAAUGUGUGUAAAAAAUGUCUUAGCAAGUACUAUAUUUAUAGUUCAUUAUUUGACAUAGUUGAAUUAAAUAGAUAGAUACUUU